Messenger RNA from Amphimedon queenslandica, 1212 nucleotides. RefSeq names its product ankyrin repeat and SOCS box protein 13-like. Gene Ontology annotation, molecular function: protein binding. Bases 54 to 1043 code for a protein of 329 amino acids. NCBI's taxonomy places the organism in Eukaryota, Metazoa, Porifera, Demospongiae, Haplosclerida, Niphatidae. The record is from RefSeq and is a predicted model, not a curated record. The transcript is spliced from 4 exons.
AGUUUGGGUGUGGCUUGCAAGUUGUAACUCAGCAAAGCAGAAAGUCAAUAGAGAUGGGUCAAGCGAGUCCUAAGCUUGUCUCCUGGGCAGCUCAGGACGGGAGACCAGAAGAUUUGAUAUAUCACUUGGAUAAGACAGGUCCAGAGGGUCUGAAACCAGCCUCGGGGGCUGAGAAGCAGAGGACCCCACUCAUUCUAUCAGCCAUUGGCGGACACACUCAAUGUAUUAGUAUAUUAUAUGAUGCAGGUGCUAAAUUAGACGAUAAAGAUACUGACGGUUUCACUGCCCUACAUCACGCAGCUAGUAAUGGACACCUUUAUGCUGUGCAGCUCUUGCUGGAUCUUGGGGCCAACCCAAUGGCAUCUUCAAGGUUUGGAGUGACUCCUCUUCAUUUAGCAACGUCAUCAGGUCACACUCCAAUGCUCCAGCUGCUAGCGUCUCAUAAAAUCAACAUUGAUGUGCAAGAGUCCUGGGGGCAGUCCCCACUAAUGAUUGCUACCGCUCAGAGUAGACUAGAGUGCAUGAAGACUCUUCUCAAUGCAAAUGCAAGCACAGAGAUACGAGAUUAUCACCAUGGCAACACGGCGCUACAUGUAGCAUGUACGACAAAAGACGAGGAGACUGUUUUGUUGCUUUUGGACGCAGGUGCCAAUCCAUGCAGCAUAAAUGGCAAAGGAAUGAGCUCUUUAGGAGUUGCAAUCGAGAAUAAGUUUUAUCGCAUUCUUCCUCUACUGUUGGAAUAUGGUGCUAGACUGAAUGAUAAUGAUAGAGUGGUGACUUCUAGUGGACUCCAAAACUAUCUUGAUAACUGUUUAACUACUCCAAUUCCUCUCCUACGUCAGUGCAGAGUUGCUGUACGUCAAGCCUACGGUCCAUCUUGUCUUGAAAACUUGAACAGAUUCUUAGAGGAACAAGAUCAGACAAUGGCCAGUUAUGUCAAAGGAGUAAGGGAUGAUUGCUGUGGAAAACUUGACGAGAUCAAGAAACACGCACUACUAGGAAGGACUGCUGUCGUCACUGAUGAAGCCCUGACUAAAUUUUAAAUGUUAUAUAUAUAUAUAUAUAUAUAUUAUAUAUUGUUGUUUUCGUUUGUCUUUUAUCAACAUACAAACAUGUGCCUUGCUGUUUUGUUGCUAGAGAUUAUGUCUUUAUCUAUUGUCUGGUUGUAUUAAUGUUUGUUUUUAUUAUGUCUGUAAAGGAUUUAAUACAAAA